Molecule: messenger RNA, 2815 nt
Organism: Monascus purpureus
Lineage: Eukaryota; Fungi; Ascomycota; Eurotiomycetes; Eurotiales; Aspergillaceae
Source: the annotation of a GenBank genome assembly
CCUUACCGUUCCUUGUCUGCCACCCAUUCAAUUCGUCCUAAACUGACAAGGCCCUCAGGUAUUGCCACUCCCAUCGGGAUUUUCCUUGCGUUCAAACUGGGAUAUGGACUGUACGGCCUUUGGGCCGGUUUGGCGCUGGCUUUGACUCUGGCAGGCCUUGCUGAGUUGGUAAUGGUCUUCUCCAUGAAUUGGUCCCAGUUUGGACAAGACUGCGAUCUAGAGAGCCUGUCACCGGAACAGAUUAACUUCUGAAAGUGAAGAAGCACGGACGAACAUCCAGCGUGGCUCCCACCUUGCCUUGCACACGGAAUCAUUUUGAAGGCGUUAUUAUGCAUAAAUUGGAUUCUCUCCACCUGCUAUGGUCUAGCCUUGAUGAUUUAUCACAAGUACUGGUUUCUAUGAGGAGUAUGGCGUAUGCACUGCUGCAUUAAAAGCUGUUCCUUAGUUGAUGGGACGUUGCUGGUGGAACUCUAUCCCACCCGCCUAACUAUUUAGUGAAGUUCACAAUUAUUUAUGUCUUAGUAAGAGCUCCUCACUGACAUCAUCGCCUCGAGGUUCAUGUAUCGAUCGAUGAGAUUGCUUUCUCCGUUGCUUUCUGCAUUGACAUGGUUAUCGGAUUUCUUGUACAACCAUCGAAUCCAUUUGGUUCCCCUGGGAAGCUAUGGUCUCCCUUCAGCGUACUGCCGCCAUCGUCAGCUCGGCGACCGUCAGGAUCACAACGUUCAUUUUCCUGCGAUGGAUCCCUGGCCAUCACUUGGCUCCGGUCAUUUUCACUGCCUUCGCGGUGUACAUAACCUCCGUGCGGUCUCUCCUUCAACGGUCUAUUGACGACGAGGCCGGAGAAGCCUCGAAGCCAGAAACAAAGCGGACAGGAUCGAGGGGUGCGGCUCUAGUGACACUCCUGACCGGACUGCCCUCCGUUUCAUGGCCAAAAGUUACUGUUUGUACUGCCUGUAUAAACGUUCUUCUCGCGUUGUUGGCUCUCGACUUUCUUGGACGGGGAGUCCUGUUCUACCCCAGUGGCAAGCUCGCCUUUUCGCGCGUUGGAUAUGUCUCACCUACAACGGCGAGCCUGCUUGUUCGCGAGCCGGAUCCAGCUCAACUUCCCCUGGUUGUCUACUACCAAGAGGUGGCAGGAGAGGAUUCGGGGAAGUGGAUUGAGGACGGGAUCAUCUACCAGACAGACGACUCGACGGACUUCACCGUGCCUGUGAUUCUGAGAGACUUGAAGCCCUUCACAAAGUAUCGAUAUUCUCUUUCGAACAACUUGACGGGGAGCUUUAUUACCGCGCCUUUUCCGGGUACCGAUGGUGCAAGCAGGCUUUCCUUUUUGACGUCAAGUUGUAUGAAACCCAACUUCCCAUACAACCCGUUCUCGCACCCGUUGCGGAUCCCUGGUAUCGAGACGAUGUCGGCCGCCAUAGCCAAACUUCCAGCCUAUCUACGGCCCUCCUUCAUGUUGUUUCUAGGUGAUUUUAUCUACAUCGAUGUUCCAGAGCGCUUCGGGUCCUCCAAGUCGCAUUACCGGAGCGAAUACCGGCGAAUUUAUUCGUCGCCUUCCUGGAACGUCCCCCAGGACAACCCUGCCAUCAGCCUUCCCUGGCUCCAUACACUCGAUGACCACGAGAUUGAAAACGACUGGGCCAAGGGCAACUUGACAUCCCCAUACCCUGCAGCAGCUGACCCUUUCGUCCAUUACCACGUCAGCGUAAACCCUCCAAUUCCGCCUCUCCCCUUCGCCAAGCGGGAGAACACGACAUACUUCUCCUUUAUCCAUGGCCCUGCAUCAUUCUUCAUGCUCGACACUCGCACCUACCGCUCAGAGCCAGCACGGCCCAACUCCACUAUCCUCGGCUCCGCACAGUUACAAUCACUCCUCACGUACCUCGCGCGUCCUGAACCCGCCGAAGUCCGGUGGAAGAUCAUUUCGUCAAGCGUCCCCUUCACCAAGAACUGGCAUGUCGGCACAACAGACACCUGGGGCGGCUUCCUACGAGAACGCCGCACCGUCUUCGAAGCAAUGUGGCGUGCCGAGCGCGACGUCGGCGUCCGCGUCGUCCUCCUCAGCGGAGACAGACACGAAUUCGCCGCCACCCGCUUCCCGGAUCCCUUGCUCCACCCUUCCCCGGAUGACACAUCCCCCUUGACUGCAGGCGAGGGCGUGCACGAGUUUAGUGUCGGUCCACUGAGCAUGUUCUACCUCCCCAUCCGCACGUACCGCCAGACGGACGACGAGGACGUCUCCAUCAAAUACGCACCGGACGGGAAUACCAAAUUUGGUCUGAUCGAUAUCUCCACAUAUGAGGAGGAGAUAGAGGAUGCCUCGGGCAAUACUCUUUCACCGGUGUCCACUGUUACUGUCCCCUGUUCCGUAUUGACGUACUCGCUGUACGUGGAUGGAGAGGCGGUGUGGAAGUACCGACUGAGCGCGCCCAUGACGGGUUAUGCUGCUCCUGCUGCUGGGGAAAGGUCUAGUCGAUUCCCACCGGGCAGGGUGCUGCUGGAUGAUAUCGAAAAGGAUAGUUGGGGCUCUUAUCUGAAGACGCGUAUAGGUAGAGUAGAAGAGGUGGGGGCCCGGCUUUGGAAGAGGACAACAGAUACGUAUCUUGAGCUGUUGGAGGGGGUGAGGAAGUCGGGGCGACUGGAUUAAGCUAUACCAGUCAUUUAUGUGUUCUUUACGUUUCUUUCCCACCCCUAUUGACAUUUCCGUUUUGUUCGUCUUGCCUGGUAUAUAGUUAGGGUUGGGCAGGAAAAAGCAGUGUAAAGUAUAGGAUCUACGAGACUAAAAGCACAGAAGGAUAAACAUGAGGUAUUU